CUUCAACUUACUUAUUCAACAAUCGCCAUGUUCGCCCGCCUCUACACUCUCUUCGUCGCUCUUUUCUUCGCAAUUCCCCUCCUUGCGUCCGCCUCGGCUAUCCCCCGCGGUGGCGAUUCUUGUACCACUGGAGAGGUGCAAUGCUGUGAUUCUGUUCAGAAUUCCGGCUCUAGCAGCGUCGUCUCUACCCUUUUGGGACUCCUCGGUGUCGUCGUUGGCGGCGUUGGUGUGGAUGUUGGUCUUACCUGCUCUCCUAUCAGCGUCAUCGGUGUCGGAGGAAACAGCUGCUCUGCCCAGACCGUGUGCUGCGAGAACAACAGCUUUAACGGUGUCAUUGCUAUUGGCUGCACUCCCAUUAACGUGGGUCUGUAAAGAGCUGAAGAGGCGUUACAGUCUUUCAUGGUUGUAUCAUUGAGGGGCGACAAAAUCACGUAACGUUCCGGGCAAGAUAUCAGGAUACUCGUUUUAUACCUCUUUCUUUCAUAUUGGUUCUUGCAUCCUCCUUUAUAAUAAAUAUACCGCGCGGUUCUUUUCAACAU
Molecule: messenger RNA, 539 nt
Organism: Desarmillaria tabescens
Lineage: Eukaryota; Fungi; Basidiomycota; Agaricomycetes; Agaricales; Physalacriaceae
Product: hydrophobin-251
Exons: 4
Coding region: 28-372 (114 amino acids)
Cellular component (GO): fungal-type cell wall
Molecular function (GO): structural constituent of cell wall
Source: RefSeq, a predicted model, not a curated record